UGUGUUCUUAAAAGCGAUUUAAAGGAAGGCACAAACUCAGCCAGUCUUAUUUCCCCUGGCAGACUAUUCAAAAGUCAAAGCGCUCUGACGGAAAAGGCUCUGUCAACCCUUUAUUUCAGGCCUCAACUUUGGAACGACUGGACGGGACCUGCCCGAGGGCCUAAGACUGUGAGCUGGCUCAUAGGUGGUCAUGAUUUCUAAGAUGCAGCUGGGAGCUAGACCAUGACAAGAAACAUUGUAAUAUCGAUUCUAUAAUGCACAUAGAUGAUUUUGAAAGCAGGAUUGUACAGUUUUUUUAAGUGUGGGUCAAAUGAUAAAGUGGAGUGAAAGAUUUCAAGGUGUGUGUUGUUUGGCAGUUGCCCAAGUGUGGAUAAGUGAAGGAUGGAAGGGCUGGAAAUUGGGUGGACUCUCAGGUUUUGGUCUGUUUCGUCGGAGGACAUUUUGGGCCAUCCAACUGGUCACGUCGUCGUAAAGCGCACAAGACCAUUCUAGGUCCCCUUUAAGUUUAGAAAUGGUUGCAAGGACGACGCACGAGAGACAGAAAAUAUGAAGAUGGUGUCUCUGUCGUGUCGACGUUGUCCCGGACUGACUCCGUUUUACUGUUUUCUGAAGCGACUUCGAGCUCUUUCACUGGUUUAUAGGUGUUCCAGUGGAACUCCCACAGCCCACCGCCUCCACCCCCGGGGAGCGGCCCCGCUGCACCUCCUACUCCCGCGCGACGAGCGAGACUUCCAGCUCGAGCUCAGUGGCCGCUGCGCCGGGGGAUCACCGGGCCGCUCCGGGAUCCCUUGAUGUCUCCGAGCAGACCAAUGACUCAGGGGGUUUACUUUAUCCGGCCUGGAAUUGUGUGGGACAGGACUGAACUUGUUGUAAUAAGCGAAGGCGGUCCGAGGACGGUGACACUGACAGAUAUAACGUGACCGAAACUUCCCAACUGCACUCAUUCACCAUGGUCCACAUCCUCCUGCUCCUUCUAGCGUGUGUGUUCAGCAGCCCGGCGUGGAGCUCAGAGUCUGGACCCGGUCCUGUCAUCUCCACUGUGACCCACACAGACAGCGGGAAAGUUUUUACAACAAAAGGGAAAGAGUGUAAAUUUCCAUUUCGCCAAGGUGGAAGGAUUCAUCAUCAUUGCAUCAGUGAGCUCUUCCGCUCACCAUGGUGCUCGCUCACUUCUAACUUCGACCGCGACAGGAUGGGAGGAUACUGCGCAUCAAACGCCUCUGUCCACAUGGCUCGCAAAGUCAUCGACCUGUGUCAAGGGAGUCCUUGUCUUAAUGGAGGAAGCUGCACCAGCUACCCAGACUCUCAGACCUUUGCAUGCCAGUGUCCAGAUGGCUUCUCAGGCACGCUGUGUGACCGGAAGAGGUGCUAUGAAACCAUGCACCUGCGCCAUUAUGACACCGGAGAGUCAUGGGGACGGAUAAACCUGCGUAAUGUGGAACAUUGCACGUGCAAGGCCGGAGAUAUCAGUCAUCAGCAUAUCAGAACAGCCCCAACUGAUCAUUUGGAGGAAGAAAUCUUGCAGCCAGCGGAUGAUUGUAUAGUCAAGUGCAGAUCAAACCCAUGUCAGAAUGGAGGAUUGUGUCGACUGAUCACAAGCACCAGUACGGAAGUGUGCUACUGCAGACAAGGCUACAGUGGUCCGCACUGCAGUCUUGUUCCAGACACGGAGUGCUACUACAACCGGGGCAGAAAUUACAGAGGGGUGGUGAGCACCACACAGUCUGGCGCGAAGUGUCUGCCCUGGAACUCAGAAAUGCUGUAUGAUGAGCUGCACUUGGGCACUGUUCCAGCAGCCCCCCUCAGAGGCCUCGGGGAUCACGCCUACUGCAGGAAUCCAGAUGGAGACAAUAUGCCAUGGUGUUACACGCUGAGUGACGGCGCCAUCUCCUGGGAGUAUUGUGACAUUCCCCCUUGUAUCGUAGCCUCAUCUAGAAGAGUGAGCAUCAACGUCAUUCCCGGAGCGUAUAAACCAGUCCAAAAGCCUGUGUGUGGGACGGUGCACAAGAAGCGCUUGGCUGUGUCCCGAGGGAGAAUCUUGGGGGGAAGCUCGGCGCUGCCCGGCACUCACCCGUGGAUGGCAGCCAUUUACACCAGGGAUUUGUUUUCUUGUGCUGGAACUCUGAUUGCCUCCUGCUGGGUUGUUUCAGCUGCACAUUGCUUCUUUGACAACCCCUUUCCCAGUCAACUGCGUGUAGUUUUGGGCCAGCAGAACUUAAACGUCACCAAUUCCAACAGCAGAACGUUCAGGGUGGCUAAAUACAUCUUCCACAAGCGGUUUGUCGUCUUUGAUGCAUCACACCACGAUAUAGUCCUGAUCAAGCUGGAGAAGCAGGACGGCCGCUGUGUGAAGAAGACCCCCUUUAUCAGGCCCAUUUGUCUCCCGGACAAAAGCACAGUGUUUCCUGAUGGCUACUGCUGCACCAUCAGUGGCUGGGGAUCUAUGGACGAGAAGAGGAAGAGUUACACCACCCUGCAGGAGGCUGGAGUCCGACUGAUUUCACACGACACCUGCAGGAAACCAGAGGUCUAUGGACAUCAUGUGACCGAGGGGAUGAUCUGCGCUGGACUGAACGGCUGUGCUGACGCGUGUCAAGGCGACUCGGGGGGCCCUCUUGCCUGUGCUAGGAAUGAUGUCAGUUUCCUGUAUGGGAUCGUCAGCUGGGGAGAAGGCUGCGGCCACUCUGGGAAACCUGGUGUUUACACCAAAGUGACACACUACAUUGACUGGAUCAAUUCAGUCAUCAAACGCAAGCCUCAAAAGACUCGAUGACCUAAAUGUUUGUUUGUUUGAUUCACAGAUUGUUUGGGAUUUUGUAUGUGCUGCACAUAAAUACUGUUCUCACUGUGAAACCUGCAGGUAUUGAAUAAAAAUAAACCUGUGUAAUUCUCCCAGUCAAACGCCAGGAUCCUCAAGCCAGCAGGUGGCGGUGUGCC
Molecule: messenger RNA, 2937 nt
Organism: Synchiropus splendidus (mandarinfish)
Lineage: Eukaryota; Metazoa; Chordata; Actinopteri; Syngnathiformes; Callionymidae
Gene: hgfac
Product: hepatocyte growth factor activator
Exons: 15
Coding region: 950-2773 (607 amino acids)
Biological process (GO): blood coagulation; zymogen activation
Cellular component (GO): extracellular region
Molecular function (GO): serine-type endopeptidase activity
Source: RefSeq, a predicted model, not a curated record